CGGAAGAAGAGUGAGGAGACCUGCGCGCCAGCUGAUAAGGGAUCUCAGGAGAGCUUCUUCUCAGAAUACCUGCGUUCUCUGGACCCACCCGGUCCAGGGCUGCACUGUACAGUCUUGCUCACAGGCAGGGCUGCCUUGUUCCUGCCUCCCCUUGCCUAGUGAAAUGGUCACUGACCCCAAAGCUCCGGGGCAACUUCUGUGAACAGUAUCUCAGGUGGAGAAGGGAGCAGAGGCAGGGUCCAAAAUUGCUGCUCUGUCCGAGAAGGGAAGGAAAGGGAAGAUGGCUCUAGCCAAGGCAGCGACUACUAGAAGAGGAGAGGGAAGCCGGGCAGAAGUGCUGCCGGGGGUGAGGAGAUGAGCUCUCCUCGCACUAUGCUCCUCAGACGUCCGGAAGGUGUGCCUUUUGCCCACAGGUCCCUCCUCUGAAGGGCCGCACCAUGAACUCUUGGGACGUGAGCUUGGCUUGCCUGCUGGUGGGAAUGAUUGCUGUCUCGCUGCUGUCCAACGUGGUGGUGCUGAUCUGCUUCCUCUACAGCCCUGACAUCCGCAAGCAAGUGCCGGGGCUCUUCAUCCUUAACUUGACCUGCUGCAACUUGUUGAUGACCGUGGUCAAUAUGCCCUUGACCUUGGCCGGGAUGCUUAAUAAACAGCAACCAGGAGGAGACAGACUCUGUCACAUCGUGGGCUUCUUAGAAACCUUCCUGACCACUAACUCUAUGCUGAGCAUGGCUGCCCUCAGCAUAGACCGCUGGGUCGCCGUGGUCUUCCCUCUGAGCUACCACUCCAAGAUGCGCUACAAGGACGCUGCCCUCAUAGUAGGCUACACGUGGUUGCACUCCAUCUCCUUCCCCAUUGCCGCGCUCUCUCUCUCCUGGCUGGGUUUCCAUCACCUCUAUGCCUCCUGCACCCUGUACAAUAAGAGGCACGAGGAGCGGAUCCCUUUUAGUGUUUUCACUGGGGUUUUCCACGCCCUCAGCUUCCUCCUCUCCUUUGUCGUGCUGUGUUUCACGUACCUCAAGGUGCUCAAAGUGGCCCGAUUCCACUGUAAACGCAUUGAUGUGAUCACCAUGCAGACCCUGGUAUUGCUCGUGGACAUACACCCCAGUGUGAGAGAACGCUGCUUGGAGGAACAGAAGAGACGCAGGCAACGGGCCACCAAGAAAAUCAGCACCUUCAUUGGGACAUUUCUGCUUUGCUUUGCACCGUAUGUAAUUACAAGGUUGGUAGAAUUAUCCUACAUUGGCCCCAUCAGUUAUCACUGGGGAGUCUUCUCCAAGUGUUUGGCUUACAGCAAAGCGGCAUCAGACCCCUUCGUGUAUUCUUUAUUAAGGCACCAGUACAAGAAGAGUUGGAAGGACAUACUGAACAGGAUUCUCAAAAGAGGUUCCAUCAAUUCUUCAGGCCUCACAGGGGACUCACACAGUCAAAAUAUUUUGCAAAUCACAGAAUGAAGGAAAGUGCUCCAGUCAUCAGAAUAGAAAGUGGAAGCAUGGAUGGGGGCCAGAAGGGAAGACCUCCAAGAUAUUGAAUAAAAACCCAUCAUCAGCUCACCACCAUGCAAAGUACCAUAUCCAUCAACCUGUGGCUUGUCUGCUUUCCUGAGUAGACUGUUGUCUCGGCACUGCUUGGGAAAGCCAUGUCAAAGAGUGACACUGGAAAGGCUUUCUGUCCUUUUUCCUGAAGGCUUGAUUUAGCUUCCAGACUCCCUGGAGGCAGUAGAGCAGUUGGCCCAAAGUGUGAAGUCUCCCCAGGUGGCCCCAGAGUCCAGGCACUGAAGGAAGGUGGUCAUUUAAUUCAUGACUGGACUUUAGCUCCUCAGUUCAUUCUCUAGCCAGUGGGGAUUGUGCUCAGUGUUGUACUGUUAAAAAUAAUAAUUAUAAUUGAUUGUCUAUAGGAUAGGUCAGACAUUCAAAAAGGGAUUAUGGGAGUAAUGGCUUAUUUCAAAAAGCAUCAUGGAUUCAGGUCUACAGUCAUCCCUAUUAAUUUGUAGCUGCUAUAAUCGGCAUAAAUGAUGCUUGAUAUACUUAGGUUCCAUCUACACUCAUGCAAACUGGUUUGGGAAAAUUUUUUAAUUGUAUCAUAUGCUUGGUCAUGAACCUUGUUUUCCAAGUAAUCAGUUGUCAGACUAAGUUUAAUUUCAUUCCCAACUCCCUCACCUCUUACGUGUAUACAACCAUCCAGGACUGGUUUGUUUGGGUGGACAUUACCUUAGUGUAACAGUAACUCAAGUUGAUAGAUGACACCUUAAUUUAAUCCCAUUUGAAUGGACUGAUUCUAACACUAUUUUCUUCUGAUUCCUUGCUGUGGCCGAUUUGACUCUAUUUUGAGUUGGGUCAAAUUGAGGGACCAUAACUUACACUUCCUUCCAUUUACAAUGAUCCUGUGUUUUUGGGAAACAUGUCAACCUUGUCCUACCCAGUGACAUAUCUCAUUUGGUACUUUAAAGGAGGCAGAUGGGAGAGAACUUGUUUCUUUUUUUAUCUUAACCCUAAAUGAUUGUCUCCAACUUUGAAAAAAAGAAUAUAAGAUACAUUGAGCUGUUUGCCAGCUACAUUUGCUAAAUUCUAAAUAGAAUUAAACAUAGGCCAAGGAUAAGGCCACAACUGAAACUGGCCAGGGAAGCAAACCUUCCAUCCCUGUAUCCAGUCUUUCAGUCUCCAGUAGCCUUGUCUUUGCCAGAAAAAUGGAGAUGAGGGAGUUAUUGAAUUUGAUUAAUGCAAGCCAAAUUCAUCAGAAAUACUUUUCUAUUACACUUAAGGGAGAUAUAAAGAAUCAUUGUCAUCUUUUAUUCUUGGGCUUUGUAGAUAUCAUCAUAACAUUAGACCCCAGAUAGCCCUGAACCUGCUUAUAUUUCAUGAACCAUGGAACGAGGUAUGAAACUUAGAAUUCCACCCCUCCUGAGAAGGACUGACAUUCAUCAUUGAAUGGAUUCCUUUUACAAUAAAUUAUGGAUGUGUCUGUGGGAUGUAGCUAAAAACAGAAGGUUGACCUAAUACCUGAAUCCUUAAAAAUUAAAUUAAAAAUAACUCUCAUGUUAACAUAGCAUCUUAGUUUCCAAAGUGUUGGUAAGUAUUUGUAUUCCCAUUUAAAAAAUGACAAAGUUGAGUCUCACAGAGGUUAGUGGAUGUGCUCAUGAUCAGAUAAAUUUACUAGCAUAGAUGUUAGAACAGGGAUUAAAAUCCAAGUCUCUUGAUUCCAAGUCUAAGAAUCUUUCUGCUACACUGUGUUGGACUGGAUCUUGUGGAAACAGGCUGCAAAGCCUAAAGAGAAUUGGAAAGAAUGAUAACGUUGGCCAUGAUUAAAUAUAGAAAGGUGAGCAUAUACACAUCUAUGGGUAUUGCAUGUAUUUUCAUUUAUACAUAUAUACAAACACACACAUAUAUGUAUCUAAAUGUUUGUAUAUAAUAUGCAUGUGUAUACGGAGAGAGAGAGAGAGAGAGAGAGAGAGAGAGAGAGAGAGAGAGAGAGAGAGAGAGAGAGGUGAGCACACUGUGUGGUAGAGAUCAAGCGUUUGGAUUUUGGAUUGAGGAAGACAUGGGUUUAAGGGUCUUCUCUGACCCAAAUUGGUUCUGUGAUCCUGCCCAAGCAGGAAACUCUCUAAGAGGAGUAGUUGUUUAGACAGUUGAGUUUCAUCAAUAGGAGCUCCCUAUACCAAUUAAUCAAAGGUCUUGUCCAACAUAGAUUAUAUAUUUCACCAUACACACACACGCACACACAUGUACAUGCAGUGUGUAAACUUUGCCCCUAACUUCAAUAUCCCAGGUGAAUUAUCUACCUUAUUUCAGCAAAUCGAUUUAAUAAAUUUAACACCAUUUCUCAGGUAGGAUAAAAAGAAACAACCUCCCAGUAUUGUUAGCUAGAUUGCACCAUAUCAUGAAAUGUACAGUCUUUACUGGUUAGACACUGAGAGGUGGUAAAUUGAGAUAAAAAGUUUUAAAAUAAGAAAAAGAUAAGCAAUCAAAUUUGGAAACCUGUAUCUCGUCCUAUGUAGUUAAUCUCAUUUGAUCAGAUUUCCCUCAAGCCCCUGUGCUUUGUUAACUAUACUGUGACCUCAUUCAUUUAUAGGAUUUUCCUUGAUGUCAAAUGAGAUCUGGGUACACUAAAACUCAACUCAUUACCUCCCACACUGGGUAAGUUAGUGGUGCAUUUUAUUCCUAUUUUUAAAAUGCCCAGCUGACGUCCCAAAGGUUUCUCACUGAGAAUCUUGGCUGUCUUUUACAAUUAGAAAUGUACUGGAACACAAAAGAUCACUUGAGUCAUCUCAUACCAAUUGUUUAUCCUGUCCAGUCUUCGUUGGAGCUGGGCAUCACCAUAAGCAAUAAAAUUCUCUCCUUGUUUUCAUAACAAUUGGUUAUUCUUUAAUUUUACCUUUUUUUAAUAAGGAAAGUGGGAAGGACAUAGCUAAUUCAAAUAAACUCAUUUAAUAAUUUUGUGCAUAGGUUUUUGCAUGUUUCUUUGAAAUAUGCUAUGGAAGUGAAUACAUUGAACCUUUUCUCUGGCCGGAAGUAACCCUCAUAUGGGAUAAAAUCAUCACCUAUGACUGUGAUUAAUUAUGACGUUUAUAUUACAUGUUACUAGACAUACCUUGGAUAAAUGAGUGAGUACAGUAGGGAAAGGAUGUUUGUCAAUAUGUUCUCAGGCCCUGUCCCUAACUUUUAAGAGGUGACAAAUAUUAUCUCAAAAAUAGAGGUAACAUGCUAUAGGUAGCAUUUAAAAACUAGAUAUUGGCAGGGUUUCAUUUAUUCCCAGAAUUCUUGAAUGCUGCAUAUUCUAAUGUCUAAGAACUGAUUAUGGUAAUUGUCUUUUAGUGGGUUGAAAUGGAACACUCCAUUAAAAUUCUAAAAAUGCACUUUUAGAGAGACCAUUCAGUUUAAUAGUAGAAUGGGCUCAUCCUAAAAGAUCAAAAAUGAUUUGACAAGAAAUGAAGCCCUUAGUUGUGGAUUUCCCAAGUCAUGAUAGGUCAAUGUUAAAUGAGGGUUUGGUAGAGAAAUGGGAUGUAAGUAAUAUAGAGAUAUGACUGCAUUGCAUACCAAAAUGAAUUAAGACUUUUAACAAACUAGUUAGUCCACCUGCAUCUGGCCCAGAACCAAAAUCUAUCUAGGAGUUUGGGCAUCAAAGAUGGGAUUGAAAACUGGCACAAAUACAGACAAUCAAGAAUUUGUAGGACCCACUCUAAGGACUAUAUCACUGAGUUCUGACCAUUAAGUUGUUUACCUAGCCUUUAGGUACGUUUAUCCAGAUACUUGGCCCCUGAAAGGUAUGACCCAGGGGCUAGAAUAAAAUAAUAACUUAUGAGAUACGAUUUCUGGGAUGCCAGAGAUUCCUCUCCUACUACAAUUGCCCAGGGUCACACAGCUAGUAAGUGUCAAGUGUCUGAGGUCGGAUUUGAACUCAGGUCCUCCUGAAUCCAGGGCCAGUGCUCUAUCUACUGUGCCACCUAGCUGCCCCUCCUAACUAAUUUUUAAUCACUGAUUCAUACCUGGUGAGAAGGGGUUGGUAAUGCUAGUAUGCUGCCUUCCUGCCAGCCCCCUACUCAGAAUGAUGAUCUAAAGACCAUGUACCCCAUUAUUCUUAUACACACACACACACACACACACACACACACAGAAAAACUCACAAACCCUAUAUUGUGAUUCCUUUUCUAUCUGCUAUAUUGACAUUUCAUUGACUAUUGCACAGGUAUUUUAAGAACAUGACUAAAAACAAUGGUUUGAUGAUGGUAUCAUCACGUCAUUUAGAAUGGCCAGUAUCCAUAUGAAUUUACUCAGUCCAUGGACUCAUGUAGAAAAUAGUGUUCAUUACUGCUCAUAACUUCUCUAGGGUGAAAUCUAUCAUAUGUUCCAGAGAAUUACCUUUACCUAAUUCCCCAAGAGUUCCAAUUUUUGGUUACCCAGGACACCUAUUUUAGUGUGAAGGCAGUUGUUUUGAAUUGGUGAAAUGUACUCAAAAACAUAAAGAGGUAAAUGAGGUAUGUAGUCUGUAAGGGGCAAGGCUAAGGAAACAAAAAUGGGACCCUGCGUAACUGCUAGGAAAAUGAAAUAUUGAAGUUCCCAACAUUAGAAUAUUAGAGAAUGUCCAAGUUUCUUUCUCUUUCUUUCUCUCCAUAUCUAUAUACUGCAUGUAUAUUGGAGGAGAGGAGGCAUGGAUGGGCCAUAGCCACAGAGAAGGGGAAAAUCAAUUGAGAAGCAUUUGGUUAGUGGUAUAUAGACUGCCAACAUAUCUGCUUCUAAAGAAUGACAUCUAUAUUUCUUUAAGAAAAAUGAACCUAAUCUUCAUUACCCACUGAAUUUACUUAGAGGGCCACUAUAAACACAAAAGGUAUCCUUCCUAGAACAAAUAUGAAAAUUCAUAUGACAAGAACAACUUUUUCUUUCUUGUUUUUCAAAAAUUGGUGUCAUCAUUCCACUUAAGUAAACCCGUAAGUCCUUUCCAUGUUUCAAUCAUUGGCCAAUUAAUCAUGUUCUCAUUAUAAAGUGUCAUGUAAAUAUGUAUUUAAGAUUUAAAGCUUGAAUAUUAUGGAUUUAACCUUAUUGGUGUUACAGUUAUAUCACAUAUAUCCAUAUUUAAAGUCCUUUUAAAAUAAUGUUUAUAAUAUUGAUUCACUAGACUGUAUUUACACCUUCAGGAAUUUUUGUGUGGAAUUGCUGAUCCAUGGCCUUUCUGUGUACUUUAUCACGCAUGCUCAGUAAUUGUGUGUGAUCAGUAAAUUAUUUUGGCUUCUUGGUUGAAGACAAAUUAUCACACAUAUUUUCAAAGUCCAAUCCAUGAGAUUUUGAGUAAUAAGAAUGCACAACUGUAUCAGAAAUCAUAUAGCUCUCUUUGAGUUAAGAGAGUCCCCAAAUAAUUUUAAAGGAUUGAGCCUUCAUGGAACCAGUAGAUAAAUGCAUUUGGGGGUAGUUCUGGAGGUAAGUCAUCAUAGCCUAGUAACAAACAGAAUCUUUGGUGAUUGGUCAUCAUCUUCAAGGCUAGAUCAGAGUGGCUAUUUGGUGAUCCAUUAACUUAUGCCCAGCCAGCUGAAAGUGGUCUAAUGUAUGAUACUUGAUAGACCCCAUUCCAGAGUGCUUUGCAUCCUGAUCAUUUAACACUGGACUUAUUUUUAAAUUAUUAAUUGCAAUUGACCUCCCCCCCCACACACACACACCAUAUUUGAAAUCUGAAAAGUUUCCUCUCAAAUGAGUCUCUCUAAAACUUGAAAAUCCUGUUUGACAACCACUGUGCAAAUACAACCUAUCCAGAGUGUAACAAAUAGCCUUACUGGAGUCCAGUGUCUUGCCAAAGCAUUUCCCAGGGGAGAAUUUACAAAUUUCGGUAUCACGAAUUGCCUUGGAAGAUUGGGAAUAAAAAUACAAGUGGUGCCUUGAUUUACUCUUAUUUCUAAAUGGAACUUUUUUCCCCUCUAAAUACCAGAAUAAGACAUUGUUUUUAUUUUGUUAGGGACUUUGAAAAGAAGAAAUUCAAACCCCUAUUUUCCUAGUAGGCACUUCUUUACUCUGACACAAUUAUUACCACAAGAGUUUACAUGUCUUGCCUCAUUUAAAUAGAGAGCUGGUAAAUGUUUCAAUUGCUAAAUGUCUCAUUUAAUCCUUGAAAGUAAAGUUAGGAAGCUUAUUUUUUCUUCAUGAUUGGAGAAUUUCUAUCACUAGGGACCUUUAAUUCUUCCAAUUAACAAAUGGAAUAUCUAACUCAUUGGUUGAACAUUAGCCUUAGCCAUCUAGUGCUUUCAAGCAAUAGGCCAAAAGAGCACACCCAACUUCUUCCCAUUCUUUGAACUUUCACAGGGUUUGGGGGAAAUUCAUUUUUUAAAAUAUUGACAAGUUUGCAUUGAGCCUGGAGAAAUGGCUACAGUGAGUAUGUAAUUACAAAGGAGCACUUUUAAAAGACAGUAGAAGUUGACUUGUUAUUUUAUCGUUGCACAUGUAAAUCUACUCUACAUCUGAAGUUUUUUUUUUAAUAAGAAGACAUGAAGUAUGAAGUAAAAUGACUCAUGGGGACAAAAUCAUCUGGAAUUAUUUGAUUCUUCUAAAAUAUUGAAAACCAGAAAUCAUCUGAAUUGUGGGAGAAUAGAAAGCUAUCUUAACGUACCAAGUUCUUCCAUUAUAAUAAAUUGUGUACAAUCAUUAAAAACCUGGAAACCUGGCAAAUGAACGUCUGACUCUGGUCCAAACUAAACAUUACAUAAUGUUUGCUAAUGUUAUUUUAAUUGUGUUUUUUCCUAACUCAUGUUGUUUUCCCCCCUAAAAAUAGAGAUCUAUUGAAGACAAAAAUGAUUUUCAAAAUCCUCCCUUCAUUGAAUUAAAUACAUCUGAUAUAACCAUUUUUCUCAGUUGAAAUCUCACUGAGAUUUUUGAAUCCAAGGACUAUGCUGCCUGUUCUGUUUACAAAGGCUUGUGCUUUGUGAUCACAUAUCAAAUGUUGUAAUAUAUUUUUAUCAAUGGUGACUAUAGAAAAAAGUAUAUAUUGUGAUUUUUGUCAAACAAAGCUUUCUGUUUUAAAAAAAUGUGAUACCACUAUGUAAGGACUUGGUGUAAACAUUUUUAGAUAAAAGUUUGCAUUCAAAUAUGUCAGGGUUUUUUUUGUGACUUAAUGUUUAAAGUUUCAGGUGUAUGCAUGGAGCUAAAAUGGUAAACAAUUUGCGCAUUACCCUCUGAAAACCCUCCCACCUCUUUGACCCAUCUCACAUACUAAGGAUACAGAGACCACAGGCUACCCUGACUGUCUAUCCCAAUCUGAGGCAGCUCUAUCCAAAUCUACCCAACUCGUUAGUGUCUCACACUCCCCAACAAAACUCAGUUCCUCAUUUUCUAUUUCUUGAAUACCUUGCUAGGGGACUAGUCAGCUUGUCUGACUCGGGGAUAUAAUAAUAACAAGAAGAAGAAGAAGAAGAAGAAGAAGAACAACAACAACAACAACAACAAUAAUACUGAUAGCCAGCAUAUAUCUAGUGAUUUAAGGCUUGCAAAGGGCUUUACCAAUACUAUCUCACUUGAUUCUCACAAUAACUCUGGGAGAUAGUUAUUCUUAUUAUUCUCAUUUUACAGAUGAGAAAAUUGAGGCUGAGGAAAGUUAAAUGAAUUGCCAAGGGUCACCCAGCUAGUAAGUGUCUUUGGCUGGAUUUGAACCCAGGUCUUCUUGACUCCAUGUACAGAGCUCUACCUUUGAUGAUGAUGUGAUAUUGCUUGGUUUCUGUACCAUAUCAAGUCCA
Molecule: messenger RNA, 9202 nt
Organism: Dromiciops gliroides (monito del monte)
Lineage: Eukaryota; Metazoa; Chordata; Mammalia; Microbiotheria; Microbiotheriidae
Gene: GPR26
Product: G protein-coupled receptor 26
Exons: 3
Coding region: 438-1451 (337 amino acids)
Biological process (GO): adenylate cyclase-activating G protein-coupled receptor signaling pathway
Cellular component (GO): membrane
Molecular function (GO): G protein-coupled receptor activity
Source: RefSeq, a predicted model, not a curated record